AUGACCUUGGAAACCUACAUCCGGAGGAAGGUGGAGUGCGAGUCUUGCCAUUUAAGGCACUACGCCCCCCGGAUUUUCAAGUGGAACUUCAAGUACAACAAGUUUUUCGGGCACCACGGCCAGUACAACUACGAGCUGCAGUCCUUGAGUGACACGCUGCAAAAAAAGCCCUUCGAGUUACCGUUUUCCGAAGUGGCGUUCGAGAAGCUGGUGAAAAUUAUCG
Molecule: messenger RNA, 223 nt
Organism: Amoebophrya sp. A120
Lineage: Eukaryota; Dinophyceae; Syndiniales; Amoebophryaceae
Source: the annotation of a GenBank genome assembly